This is a messenger RNA of Cydia pomonella (codling moth), 3116 nucleotides long. RefSeq names its product zinc finger protein 699-like. Gene Ontology annotation, molecular function: zinc ion binding; RNA polymerase II transcription regulatory region sequence-specific DNA binding; DNA-binding transcription factor activity, RNA polymerase II-specific. Bases 808 to 2982 code for a protein of 724 amino acids. The transcript is spliced from 12 exons. Gene Ontology annotation, cellular component: nucleus. Gene Ontology annotation, biological process: regulation of transcription by RNA polymerase II. Lineage: Eukaryota; Metazoa; Arthropoda; Insecta; Lepidoptera; Tortricidae. The record is from RefSeq and is a predicted model, not a curated record.
AAUGUUUAAUUAAUAUGAAUAACCACGCUCCAUAUUAAGAGUAUUUACGAGUUUUUUUUUUUUUUUUAUUAAUGGCUAUCGCCACGAAGGCAUUUGCCAGCAUCACGUCAAUAUAGUUCCCCAUAAAACGGGAUUACGAAUUUAGCACGAAAGAUUUGGUCAGAUUAAGGAGUAGGGAAUAGUUAUAAUUGUUAAUUUUGAUAAAAUUUGAAAGGAUUCGAAAUACAGAGGGAUUAGGAGUUAAAAGAGAGGGCAUAUUUACGAGUUUCUUAAUAUAUAAAAUAUGUAUAAAAUACGCUGCCUGUGGAUGAUAUUGUCACUAAAACGUAGUGAUUAUAUGCUCUUUGAUUGUCACAGCUGUUUUUUUUAUUCGUAAUAAUGGCUUCUCUGUUACCUCGCACCAUGCUCGUCUGCUACAGUUAUUUUUUUUUUUUUUAAUAUGGCUUACUGUUGAUUGCCAGUGUCAUGCCGAUUUAUUUAUGAUAACAAACUUAUUUUGGGGGCGCGAAUUUUUACAGUUACAGUUUAUGUAACUACCGAACGCACCCAUAGAUGUAUUAUAAAAGAACUCCCUGAACGCAUUUUGAGUGGAAAAAAACGUACAUCAACUGUCAUGGUCUAUGGCAUUAUGAAGGGCAUUCAUUCAUGUCAUGCGGCCGCCAAAGAGCAUAUAUUAUUUCAUUUUCGUCAUUUCGUGAAUAUUGUUUUGCUGUCUGAUUUGUAUGGUUUUAAGGGGUUGUUAAUGAGAUAUAAAAGUAAAUAUUGCUUUUAUAGUAAGCGUUGCUUCAUGCAUCUAAUAAGCCAAAAAUGAGUUCUGUAAAGAAAACUGGCGGCAAACGUCCGGCAAAGCAAAUUAGCAAUGUGUUUUGUUGUCGAGCUUGUCUCGCGACUGAAGGAAAGCUAGUCAACAUGCUUGAGCAUAAACUUGUUGGAGAGUUCUUCCGUGUUACAGGGAUUGUUGUAACUGAGAAGGACAGGCUUCCCCUGCACUUAUGCGUUUGGUGCGCUGCUCUCAUGCAGCGCUGCGCUGCGUUCAGAGGCAAGUGCCUCCGGGCCAACGAGUUACUGCUGCCUUUGAAGGGAGAAUUGACUACAGACACCGUUUGUGCCAUGGAUCGCUUGGCCAACCGACUAGUUGACCUGACUCGAACUAACAUCGAAGUUGACAGUAUAGACGGUCUAGGCAUGCCACUUGUUGUAGAGCAACCUAUAGCAACGGAUGAAGUAAAGAAAGCAUUGUAUAUGGAAAUACAAAGUUUCAACGAAAACGAGAUUAAGAUUAACGUUGUAAAAGACGAUAAAAUAGAAGAAAUAAAUGAGACUGAGGACAUGUUUGAUGUUGAAUAUCUUGAUACAUUUGAAGAUGAUAUUUAUGAAAAUACACCGACAAAAAGUGAAGCCAUCUUAAAUGAGAAUGUAGAAGUUAACAUGAAUAAGAGUGAGACAAGGAAUAGAAAUUUAAAUACAUCUAUGGGAAUGAAGAGACAGAGAAAUAAUAAUUAUACAGGAGAUGAUGAAGUUGAUAGUGCAGGUAGAAGAAAGAAGAAAUUGAGGUCUGCAGAGAACGGUUUUUUGCCGACAGUGAAUAUGGAAGAAUUUAAGAAAGCCUUUAAUGUGGACGUUGAAAUAUUAACACACGAGGAGCAGCUGGCCGAGAUAGAGGCGCGGCGCGGCACGGCGGAGUACGCGGCGGCGCCGCACCCGUGCGCGCCGUGCGGGCGCCGCUUCACGUCCGAGGACGCCUACAGACAUCACAAGCUCAAACAUGAUAGGAAAGAACCAUAUGUAUGUCCGGUGUGCACGAUCCGUUUCCACAGAAAAGGCAAACUGUGGAUGCAUUUGGACACACAUCGCAUCAAGUAUGUGUGCAGGGAGUGCGGGUUCGUGUCCCGGACGAGGCACCAGGCGCGGCAACACCACUUGUUUCACGCCGGCAAAAUAUACACGUGCAAGUACUGCGGGAAAGAGUUCAGGAAGGUAUCGACGUACCUGGGUCACGUUCGCCAGCGACACAAGACGCUGAACGUAGCGUGCGACAUGUGUGGAGAGACCUUUAUCAACGACAUGGGCCUGCGCAUGCACAAGUCGUACGUUCACGGCGUGCAGAAGCUGCGAAAGAAGUAUCGAGAAUGCAAGACCUGCUCAGUGACGUUCAUCAGCGAAGACGCCUUGAAGAAGCAUCAGGAAGCAGGAGUUCAUAAAGAUGGUGGAGAACAUGCUGAGAUGAGUCCGUGCGUGCAGUGCGGGGAAAACUUCCAUACUGAGGACGCAUUGAAGGAACAUGCGGACGCGGAGCACCCAAGCUGCAACGUGUGCAAGUCGACAUUCCUGAACGCGGAGUCCUACGACGUGCACAUCCUGCGCAAGCAUCUCGGCCAGGGCGACUCGCAGAACGAAAAGAGACACGCCGCCAACCGUCGUGCGCUGGCCCUCGGCCUGGCGCCGCCCUACCGGUUCCGGAGCCGGCACCCGCAGAAGCCAAUCCCGAAAGAAAAAUAUGAUAAGUGCUGCGAGCACUGCGGGCAGAUGUUUGCGAACUCCUUCACUCUCCGCAAUCACGUGCGGAAACACACGGGCGAGCGGCCGUUCGCCUGCGACAAUUGCCCGAAGCGCUUCGAUUCGAAAGGGAAAUUAGUGUGCCACAUGACAGUGCACAGCGGGGAGAAGCCCUACAAGUGCGAGCUAUGCGACAUCCUCUUCACCAGGAAGGGCAAUCUGCAGAAACAUGUCCGCAUCGUGCAUAUGGGCAUCCGCAAAAAUUCCGAUUGUGACAUCUGCGGUCGCGUGUUCACAACACCGUCCACCAUGAGGAUGCACGUCCGCACCGUCCACAAUGGCGAGCCGUGGCCUAAACGCGCUCCGAGGAAGAAAAAGCCACAAACAUAUAUUAUAGAAGAGGCUAUAGAAGAGAUACAUACAAAUUCACAAGAUGAACAUAUAGAAGACAUUAUAGAAGAAAUAGAAACAGAGGUAAUAUAUUAAGACAACUUCUUUACCUCGUCGCCAAUGUAUAUCACCAAUGUAUCCCACUUCUGAAGUCUUUGUACGGUGUAAUCAUAUUAUAAUUACAUAGACUAAUUUGUUAUUUUGAUAAUAAAAAUCAAUGAUCAUUAUAA